Penicillium egyptiacum is the source of this 1200-nucleotide messenger RNA. NCBI's taxonomy places the organism in Eukaryota, Fungi, Ascomycota, Eurotiomycetes, Eurotiales, Aspergillaceae. The record is from the annotation of a GenBank genome assembly.
AUGAUGUUCCGAGAACACAUUACCAGCUCCGAGUUGAGUCUUGACAAAGCAUGCAUUUUUAUUUCAGAAGAGCGGCAUCCAAUGUCUGUUACUGGAAGACUCAAUAUUUCGCUUGCACAAGCCGUCUCGGUCAAAAGUAUCAAAGUGAGAUUGAGGGGAACAUUUGCAGUUCCUAUCGAGGGAAUAUUGGGUUCAGACAGUCGCGAGCAGAUCACAUUCGAGCGAGAACAGCCACUAGCUUCUUCCAAAACGCUCAGCGCAUUCCAAAUGCCGGCUGGAGAGCACGCAUUUUUAUUUGAUAUUCCACUUCCAAGUAAGAUUUUCGACACGGCAACUGGCGCGAACCAUCAAUAUCACACAUAUCGCGUAGAGGGAGUUAUCGAGCGCCGCCUCAAAAGCGAUUUCGUGGUCUCGCAGCCGGUUAGGAUUUACCAGGUUUCCGAUUUGGAAACAAGCUAUUCAAGACCACAUUGCCCACUGACUCUCGAGGGUCACUCCAACGAAAAUAUCCAGUAUUGUCUCUCCAUCACUGACCGGAAUGUUCCCUUUGGUUGCACAUUUCCUGUGGAAUGCUGGUUUGCACCGCUAUUGAAAUACGCCAAGCUCAACACUGUUACAAUUAAAGUGAUCGAGAAACAAACUGCGCGGUUGGAAGCUACUGCUGCAGAAUCAGUGCGACACAACAUGCGGUUUAUUACUGCAGCGCAAACUCAAACGGUCUUCUCCAAGACCAUCGAUUUGUCUCAAGAUGAGUCUCCUGUAGAUGGUUCGGAAAUUGAAUGGCGCUUCACUACUCCCGUCUCUCUGCCUCAGAGUCUCAACGCCUGCUCGCAGAGUAUGUCGACCAGACACAUCAAGAUCACCCAUGAGCUUUCCGUCACUGCUGAGUUCCACGAUGAGGCAGGGGGCGGGGCAGCUGCGAUCACGGAAGUUAUGCCAUUUAAGAUUUAUAUGACACCCAAUGUGAUUGGAGACGACGCGUCUGUCCAUGGGCAAGAUAUGCAACACAUCCAGGGAAGUCAAAGUCCUCCUCCAGCUUACAGUGAUCGUUUUUCGGAUUUGAUAGUAGCGGUGGGUACUCAAAUGGAUCUUCAUGGGCCCCCGAUGCUAGUGGAGAUCAAUUCUGCGCGUUCUUCGAGUGAGCAAAGUGCGAGUAUUCACGCCAUGGAGCCUGUUCCCCGAUAUGAAGAGGUUGUAUAA